Acromyrmex echinatior (Panamanian leafcutter ant) is the source of this 665-nucleotide messenger RNA. RefSeq lists its product as uncharacterized. NCBI's taxonomy places the organism in Eukaryota, Metazoa, Arthropoda, Insecta, Hymenoptera, Formicidae. The record is from RefSeq and is a predicted model, not a curated record.
AAUCUUAUUGUAGACGCCGCUUUACGCCGCUUUACGCCGCUUUACGCCGCUUUUAAUAACAUCGAGAAUAUAACUUCAAUCUGAGCGGUAUGAUGUAUUUACAGACGCGCCUAGGGUCGUUCCGUUUUGCGCAAGGGCCACCACGUCGCUAAUAAUACAGGCGAUUAUACGCCAUGGAAGACUGGACAGUCAGUAGCGAUGAUGUGGAGGCUGGAGCCCAACGAGGUGCGUUCUUAACGACUUACCGAGGCAUACCGAUGCUCUCGAGGGGGGUGAAAGGAGUCGGCAGGAACACACUCGGCUCACUGGUCACUAGGGGUAAUCAGGUAUGUCGUUACACGAUGCUUACACGGUCCCCCGGGAGCCGAUGCGUCCGCCAUUUUGGGCGCAAGUGGAGCUGCGAAAAUGCCUUUUUACGAGGCAGUCGACCAUGCUGCUCUGGCCUCGCCGCGUCGCAGCUCGACCAUACACACGCCGCCAUCCAGCCCGAGAGAGCCCAUGGACCGAGUGAGACGUUGUUGCACGGAAUGCAGCGGGAAUGCAGCACAGAAUAACUUAAACAUCUGCUUUCCCGGGUGGUUUCGAAUACAGCAAUAAAAUUUCGUUUACUCCUUAGUACCUUUCAUAUAGACUACAUGAUAAUUAAAAUAGAAUAAAUAAAUUGA